Molecule: messenger RNA, 2490 nt
Organism: Paramecium sonneborni
Lineage: Eukaryota; Ciliophora; Oligohymenophorea; Peniculida; Parameciidae
Source: the annotation of a GenBank genome assembly
AUGUUAAAAAUAUAUCAAUUUUUUUUAAAGUUCUUUUUUCAUCCUGAAGAAACAAAUGAUGUGGAACCAAAAAAAAUUAUGAAUUUAUGGACAUUGAGUUUUAAAAAUUAAGAUUUGGAGGAAAAAUAUUCAAAUAAAGAAAAAUAAAGAAUUAUUGUCUUGUUUCGAUUGUAGUACUUAAUACACUUCCUAAUUAAUGUUAUCUAUUUUGUUAACAACCAAUUUUUUUUGAAAAAUCAUUUAGUUGCAUAUUUUAGAGUGGCAUUUUGCUUUUGGCAUAUAAUUUGCAUGAUAUCAUAAGCUAACAUAAAAAGAAUUCAUUAUAAAUCAUUUAUAGCAAUUUCAGAAUUUUUAAGUUGUGUAAUAACUAUUCUCAUAGCUUAUGCAUACGUAUAAGCUUAAUUGAUAAAUAAACAAUGUGGUAAAUAAACAACAUCAUAAGCUGUCAGUAGUGGAAUAUAAACCGGAAUUAUUAUUAUUAGUUAUUUACUUGUUUGUCCCUUAUGGUUUAUUUAAGGAUUAAUAUUAAUAGCUGCAACAAUUUUAUUUAUAGGCUUGAUGGGGAAUUUAGCAUCUAUAUAUUGGACAUUUUAUGUUUUACUAUUGAUGAUGCUAGUAUUUUUUCGAUUUCUUGAAUAUUACAAAAGAAUUGAUUUUUAUACAAUUUGUUAGUAAACUUCAAAUUUACAUGCUUGCAAAAACAUCUUUGAUAAAACAGUUCCUAAUUCAAUAUUAAUACUUACUGAAAAUAAUCAGAGUCUAUAAGAUUCAACAAGUUAGAGUAAAGAAAUGAAGUUAAUCUAUAGUAAUGAUUUUGCAAUUAAAUACUUAUAAGUUUCAGACGAAAAUGAAGUAAUUUAAAAAUUAAAGAGUAUUUACAUUUAAACCGACUAAGAAUCUAUUUAAGACACUUAUAAUUCAUGUGUGAGUAUUUAUGAUGUAUUAUAUUAAAAAAUGGGGUAGUUUGAAGAAUAAUUUAUUGAAUAAAUGAAAACAAACAGAACUACAGUCUUAUAAAAUGAAUAUGACAUAUCAGAAUUUAGUGAUUAUUUUUUAUGUUUUCGAUUUGACUAAUAAAAUAAGGUACCAUUAUCUUCAAAGUAAUAAUUAAAAAUAAAAUCUCAUUUUGAAAUUAGAGUUUUGCAUUGUAUAUGGGAAAACAAACAUUCAAUUUUAGUUAUCAUGAAUGACAUAUCUGAGAAGAUAAGAUUAAAGCAUUUAAAGGACUUAGAUCAAUAUAAAGAUAGAUUAUUAGCUACAGUAUCUCAUGAUUUAAAAACACCAUUAAAUGGAAUGAUGAUAGAUAUAAACAUUAUGCAAAAUAUUUUACAGCAAAAAUCAAGUAUAACACAUAACAAAAUUGAGUAACUUUGUGGUCAUCUUGAUGAAUUCAAUUAAUCAGGAUAAUUGUUACUAUCAAUGAUUAAUGAUUUACUUGAUUACAGCCAAAUUAAUAAAGGAUACUUGAGAUUGAUUCCUAAAACUUUCAAUUUAAAUACUACUUUCAAAUUUAUAAAUUCUUUAUUAAUUAGGCAAUCUAAUGAAAAAGGAGUUUAGCUAAUUUGGAAUAAUCAAAUUGAUCCAAAAAAUUCUGAUUUAUUUACAGAUGAAAAUAGAUUAAAAUAAGUCUUAAUUAAUUUAGUUGCUAAUGCCAUUAAAUUUACUAUGUAAGGUGAGAUUGUAGUUUCAGCAUCUUAACCUAUUGAAAAAGACCUUGUUGAAAUUUCAGUUUCUGAUACAGGAUAUGGAAUACCAGAAGAUAUAUAAAAAAAUCUCUUUAGAUUAUACAGUACUUUUGAUAUUGGAAAUAAUAAUAGACAUGGUGUUGGCUUAGGGUUAACAAUUAGUUAAUAACUUGUAUCUUUAUUAGGGCCGACUGAUAAGAUUGAAUUAAAAUCAUAGGUGGGCAAAGGCUCUACAUUUAAAUUUGUAAUUUUUAGAAAAUUGCACUAAUCAUUAGAAAAUUCCAUACAGGAAUAAGAUUUAAAUCAAAAAUAAAUUGUUCCUAGAUUUCCCUCUUACAAAAAUUUAAAUCAAAUAAUUAGAAAAAGAAAAACUUAAUUUAAAAAAGCCUAAACUUAUUAUAAAUUAGAGAGUAUUCCUGAUGAAUAUCUAAAAGUACUAAUUGUUGAUGAUACUCCUUUUAAUAUAAUUGCUCUAAGUGCAAUGUUAAAUUAAGUGAUUCAUAAUUGUAAACUAUAUAAAGCAUUUAAUGGCAAACAAGCUUUUGAUUUAUAUUCAAAAGAAUAAAUGAGUGUUAUUUUUAUGGAUGUAAAUAUGCCAGAAAUGGAUGGCUACUAAUGUACAUAAGAAAUAAGGAAAUUUGAAUAAAUAUAUAAAUUAAGUUAAUCUUUAAUAAUUAUUGUGACUGCUUUUACAGGAUCUGAUGACAAGCUUAAAUCUUAAAAAUGUGGAGCUAAUGAUCAUUUAGACAAACCUUUAAAUAUAGAAGAUUUAUAAAAAGUCAUAAAAAAAUUUGGAAUAAUCUGA